This is a messenger RNA of Penicillium verhagenii, 1257 nucleotides long. RefSeq lists its product as uncharacterized. The record is from RefSeq and is a predicted model, not a curated record. NCBI's taxonomy places the organism in Eukaryota, Fungi, Ascomycota, Eurotiomycetes, Eurotiales, Aspergillaceae. The transcript is spliced from 5 exons. Gene Ontology annotation, biological process: transmembrane transport. Gene Ontology annotation, cellular component: membrane. Gene Ontology annotation, molecular function: transmembrane transporter activity. The coding region runs from base 1 to 1257 and encodes 418 amino acids.
AUGAUCCUGGGCAACAUGGCCGACAAAACCAAAGCAGAAUUGAUGGUCGAGCCUCAAGAAUUGCAAAUCAAAAUCGAUAUGGGGGAGAGUGCUGUGUAUGUGGAUGAGGAGGCCGAACGGCUUUAUCGUAAAAAAGUUGACUUCUGGGUGUUGCCUCUUCUUUGCUUGAUGUACUUCUUCGACUGUAUGGAUCGAAGUAAUCUAGCAAAUGCUAAAACUGAUGGCCUGGACGAAGACCUACAUUUCAAAGGAAACGACUAUUCCCUUCUCAUUCUACUAUUCUAUAUUCCAUUUGGCCUAUUUAAUCUCCCAUGGAAUCUCUUGAUCAAACGCUACUCGGGUCGAAUGAUGCUUUCGUCCACCAAAGAUUUCGGUUCCCUCCUUUCGAUUCGAAUCAUUCUGGGCGUCUUUGAAGCCGGGUUCUUUGCAGGCGCCACCUUUUACAUGACCUUGUUCUAUACCCGCGGAGAAAUGGGAUUUCGACUGGCAAUCAUGCAAUCGUUUGCAGUCCUAGCCUCUGCUUUCAGUGGUCUGAUCUCGUUUGGCGUGUUUCAAAUCAACAAUUCGGCGGUGAAGGGGUGGCAGUGGCUGUUCAUCAUUGAGGGCAGUAUGACCCUGAUCGCUGGCAUUACUGGAUUUUUCUUGUUACCAGAUGCUCCACAGACAGCCUGGUUUUUGGAUGAUCGGGAGAAAAAAGCAGCCAUUGCUCGAUCGCUUCGUGAUUCGUCAUCGGAGAUUUCCACGGGGUUUGACUGGAAGGCUUGUUGUCAAACGUGGAAUACCUGGCAGUUCCCCGUUUGGUGUGUUAUCACGUUUACCUAUCCCGUUGCCUAUGCGACUGCCAUGAACUUUUUCCCUUUGAUUGUUGAGCGCCUGGGAUUCUCUACCGUCAAAACCAACCUGUGGACAGUUGCACCAAACCUUGUCGGUGCAGUGGUGCUACUAUGUGUUGCCAAAUCGUCUGAUUUCUUCCGAGAGAGAACAGUUCAUAUUGUGUUUUCCUUGACCAUUUCUCUGGUCGGAAUGGUGAUCCUGGCUGCGAUCGACGUUCUUAACAAUAAGGGAGUAGCUUACUUUGCUUGUUUCUUGAUGGCUGCGGGCGCUUAUAUCCCAUCAUGCCUGGUACAUGCUUGGCAUAAUAACAAUAAUGUCAACGAGAACUCUCGGGCGGCCAACACGGGUUUCUUCGUUGGGCUGGGCAACUUGGCGGGGAUUUUGAGUGCAGCGACGUUUCGGACCCAAUAUGCACCCAAGUGA